AUAAGGGGGCCAGCAAUGAAAGGACUGGGACUGUUCAUUUUCAGUGCAAUUCUGGUGUCUGCUCACACCCUCACUGUGGAAGCACCGGCGAAGCAAAUCCAAGUGGCAAGAGGAAGCAAUGCUACCCUGCGCUGUAAUUUUAAAACAAAUGUUGUUAUUGACAGAGGAGACAUGGUUUUCUGGAGGAAAAUCUAUACCGAGUCUGAUAUUAUUUCACGGUAUUUCGAUGGGUUCGUGCGCUAUGCGGAGGGCUACGACCAUCGCAUCCAGUUCAUUGGUGAUGUUGACAGUGGGGACAUCAGCAUCACCCUGAGUGCUGUGACCAUGGAGGACAACGGGACCUACGUCUGCGCCGUCCGCCUCCGGAACGAUGAGUCCCCAAAGUCCGUACGCCUGGAUCUCCAAGUCCUCGUUGCACCAUCCAAGCCUGAGUGCAAGAUUCUGGGGACACCAGAAUAUGGACAGACAAUCAACCUAACUUGUGUUUCUCACGAGGGCUCCCCAACGCCCACAUACAGCUGGAAAAGCUUCGAUGUGCAAAAUCAGCCCCGUGCGCUACCACACACAAAAGGGCAACAACUAACCCUGAAGAACGUCUCAGCAGACACCUCUGGCUUUUACAUCUGCACUUCAACAAAUACCGUGGGAGCGGAAUUUUGCAACAUGACAGUCAGCAUCAUGCCACCAUCCAUGAACAUAGCCCUGUAUGCUGGCAUCAUUGGGGGAGUUGUUGCUGCCAUUGUGGUGAUUGGGAUCAUUGUCUAUUGCUGCUGCUGCCGGAAAGAGAAGAACACCGACUAUGAGAUGACGGUGCAAGAAGACAGAAAUGAACCCUCCAGGCAGAUGCCACCACCAAGGAAUGAGAGCAUAAGGGAGGAUGUGGAGAAUGCAUGA
This is a messenger RNA of Pseudopodoces humilis (Tibetan ground-tit), 894 nucleotides long. RefSeq names its product glycoprotein A33 (gene GPA33). NCBI's taxonomy places the organism in Eukaryota, Metazoa, Chordata, Aves, Passeriformes, Paridae. Gene Ontology annotation, cellular component: plasma membrane. The record is from RefSeq and is a predicted model, not a curated record.